Prosopis cineraria is the source of this 1656-nucleotide messenger RNA. Its product is annotated as probable purine permease 11. The record is from RefSeq and is a predicted model, not a curated record. The coding region runs from base 187 to 1281 and encodes 364 amino acids. Gene Ontology annotation, molecular function: purine nucleoside transmembrane transporter activity. NCBI's taxonomy places the organism in Eukaryota, Viridiplantae, Streptophyta, Magnoliopsida, Fabales, Fabaceae. Gene Ontology annotation, cellular component: membrane. The transcript is spliced from 2 exons.
ACAAUCUCAUGACUUUUUGAUCUAAUCCGAAGCUCAUUGUCUCCCACCAACACCACCGCCACCGCCACCGCCACCACCGAUACCUAUCUUUUCUGCUACUGCUCAACGCUGAGCCUAUAAUUAGAGGAGGAGAACGAACAAUUGUAUCUAGAGAAGCCGAUUUUCUGAAGCUCAAGAGCCCCGAAAAUGGCAGAUGAUGAAGAGCCAAUUAUUGUAGGAAAUACACUCGCUCAAUCACCAAUUAAUAAAUAUAAGCGCUGGCAAUGGUGGUCUUUGGUGGCACUUAACAUAGUCUUUCUUCUUUUGGGACAAUCGGUUGCUGUUCUUCUUGGAAGAUUUUAUUAUGAUCAAGGUGGAAAUAGCAAAUGGAUGGCUACGUUGGUCCAAACUGCUGCCUUCCCAUUUCUAUUUCUUCCAUUGUUUUUAAUUCCUUCACCUCGGGAAGCUUCUACCUCUUUUCGACCUUCUAUCAAAAUUCUCGCCUUGAUCUACGUUAUUCUUGGAGUCUUAAUAGCUGCUGACAAUAUGUUGUAUUCUACUGGACUCCUAUACCUUGCUGCUUCAACAUAUUCACUGAUUUGUGCAUCUCAGUUAGCUUUUAAUGCUGUUUUCUCUUAUUUUAUCAAUAGUCAGAAAUUCACUGCCUUGAUUAUCAACUCUACGGUGGUCCUCUCUUUAUCUGCUGCACUUAUUGCUCUUAAUGAUGAAUCAGAAGGUCCAGCUGGUAUUUCCCAUAGAAAAUAUAUUAUUGGUUUCCUUUGUACCCUUGGAGCCUCAGCAUUGUACUCAUUGUUGCUUUCCCUCAUGCAACUCUCCUUUAAGAAAGUUCUGAAAAAGGAAACGUUUUAUGUUGUUUUGGAAAUGCAAAUCUAUACUUCACUUGUUGCCACUUGUGCUUCUGUUGUGGGUCUAUUUGCAAGUGGGGAAUGGAGAACUUUGCAUGAUGAAAUGGAGGGCUUUGGUAAGGGAAGAGUGUCUUAUGUAAUGACUUUGGUUUGGACAGCUGUAGCUUGGCAGGUUUGUUCUGUUGGAGUUGUUGGCCUGAUUUUCAUGGUGUCUUCUCUGUUCUCCAAUGUUAUCAGUACUCUCUCUUUGGCUGUGACUCCCAUUGCUUCUCUGAUAGUGUUUCAUGACAAGAUGAAUGGUGUGAAGAUAAUUGCUAUGCUUAUGUCUCUCUGGGGUUUUGCUACUUAUAUCUAUCAGAAUUAUCUUGAUGACUCUAAGUAUAGAAGAAUACAAGCUACUAUUAUUGGUAAAUCAAUUGGUGAUGCUGUAUGCUGAGAUCACUAUUACUUUGCUUGCUGUUAUUCUGCUAGGGAACUUAAGAUACCUUUUGCCAGUUUCCCCUUUUGACUUUGUAUUCAUGUAGAGCAACAAAGGAUUUUACUUUUUUGUUUUUCAUCUGUCCUUUAGUUUUGGCAGAACUUGUGACAGCUAGUAUAGUUAUGCCCAUAUUGUGGUUGACAAUUUUUUGCUGAUAAAACUCCUAAUAAAAGCAGAGAAUUGUCAGGUUCUUAUUUGGGCACAGUAUUCUCCAUCUGAUCUUCAACCAUGGACACCACUAUAUUCUUUUUAAGUUCCUGAUAAUCAUUGUAAGUUUCAGGAUUUGAGUAAUUUAUUUAUUUUUGACUGAGGAACCCCUCAGGUUACUUUUUA